AGCAAGUCCUGAGUGUGUUGCGGCUAGCAUGAUACACCUUCCACUCGCAUGCACGCGACCACCUACCCUUUCCCUUCUCGGCCACCGCCAUCGCAGGACAGCUGAUUUUCGUUAAAUUGCCGGAAACGCGCGUUUCGAUCUGAGCAAAAGUGGGGGUAACCGCCUGCCCCUCUAGUUGCGCCGCCCCCCUUCUUUCCCUUAUCCAGCCAUAUCGCACGGGUCCAUCUAUCCUUCCCAUACCUACCUCUUCAUCGAUCUCACAUCUACGCUUGUAUCGUCACUCACACGCCAUGGGCAGUCAACCUUCCAAGCCGGUGCAAUCCACUUCAACCCCAAUCACGAUGUACGAUGAGAAGAAGGCUGCCACUUUGUCGUUUCAGACCAAGGGAGACGAUACCGUCGGCUGGGCCUCUGUUCCCGUCGAUUCCCUCGCGGAAUGGUCCUCUGAAUUCGAUUCGUCGCCUACACUCCAGCUCUCGCGGUUGAUCUUGACGAACGCCGAUCCCGUGACUAGCCUCACGUCUCGAAAGGCCCUUAUCCACGAUAACAAGGUUUUCAAUCUCCAGCUCAAGGGGCUUGGAGCGAAGAAUGAGUAUCCUGGACCCAGAGUUAACCAGGGAUCGAGCGGUCGAUGCUGGCUCUUUGCGACUUGCAAUGUGCUGCGAUACAAUGUCAUGGAGCAGCUCAAAAUCGAAGACUUUGAACUCGCUCAGGCUUAUCUGUUCUUUUACGAUAAGCUCGAGAAGGCUAAUCACUACCUCGAGAACAUGAUUGAGCUGGCCGAUGAGCCCAACGACAGCCGAACGGUCAGUUUCCUCAACCGUGAACCUCUUGGCGAUGGUGGUCAAUGGGACAUGGCAGUCAACAUCUUGGAAAAAUACGGUUGUGUUCCCAAGACCAUCUACCCCGAGUCUUUCUCCUCCAUGGCUUCCGGCAAACUCAACAACAUGAUCCUCUCCAAGCUUCGAGAAUUUGCCAUUGUUCUUCGUGAACAAGCCAAGACUCAAUCCGUCUCGUCCCUGAGAAAGACCAAGAGCGAAAUGAUGACCCAGAUUUACACCACUUUGUCCAUCACUCUGGGCGCACCACCUCACCCCGAUGAGCCAUUCACUUGGGACUACUAUGACAGCGAGAACAAAUUCCACCACUGGAGAGGAUCUCCCAAGGAGUUCUAUGCUCAAUUCUGUCAGCGCAAGAACAUGGCUCCUAAGGAUAGCUUCAGUUUGAUCAACGACCCUCGAAACAAGUACGAGCACUUGUACACUGUCGAGAGACUCGGCAAUGUCUGGGGAGGUCGACCCGUCCGAUACGUCAAUGCCCCUAUCGAAGCGCUGGAAGACGCCGUCGUUGCUGGAAUUAAAGCCAACACCCCUCUCUUCUUCGGUUGCGAUUCAGGCAAAACCGGUGACAGGGUCUCUGGCGUUUGGGACACCGAGCUCUAUGACACCAAGUUGGCGUAUGGAUGGUCCCUUCAAGCCAACAAGACUCAGCGUCUUGAAACGGGUGACAGUUCGAUGACACACGCCAUGGUGAUCACCGCCGUGCAUCUCGAUGAGUCAGGCCGACCACUCAAGUACAAGAUUGAAAACUCUUGGUCCGAUCAAAAUGGAGAGAAGGGAUGGUUCAUGAUGACCGCUUCGUGGUUCAGAGAAUACGUCUACCAGGUCGUCAUCCCCCGAAGUGUCGCCGAUAAGAGAUGGACUGCAGUGUAUGACGCCGGGAAUCCGACAGUGCUAAAGCCUUGGGACCCCAUGGUAAGUCCAAUUUGAUUUCCAUCACCCGUUUACACGACUGACGAUCCAUGCAGGGUACCUUGGCCUAGACUGUUUUCGGGCGUUUGGACCUAGUUUGUUCGCCAGUCUCUCAGGGGAGAGAUAUAGUGUCAGGUUUUGUUUUGUAUGAAGGGCAGAGACGAGAACAAAAGAUAUGACAAAGAAUGCAAUCUUUUUGGUCAAUGGUCCGAGGUAUA
Kockovaella imperatae is the source of this 1969-nucleotide messenger RNA. Its product is annotated as peptidase C1B, bleomycin hydrolase. Gene Ontology annotation, molecular function: cysteine-type aminopeptidase activity. Bases 291 to 1769 code for a protein of 492 amino acids. Gene Ontology annotation, biological process: L-homocysteine catabolic process; proteolysis; response to toxic substance. The transcript has 5 exons. NCBI's taxonomy places the organism in Eukaryota, Fungi, Basidiomycota, Tremellomycetes, Tremellales, Cuniculitremaceae. The record is from RefSeq and is a predicted model, not a curated record. Gene Ontology annotation, cellular component: cytoplasm.